Mytilus trossulus (common blue mussel) is the source of this 2340-nucleotide messenger RNA. RefSeq names its product glutamate receptor ionotropic, kainate 2-like. Bases 19 to 2295 code for a protein of 758 amino acids. NCBI's taxonomy places the organism in Eukaryota, Metazoa, Mollusca, Bivalvia, Mytilida, Mytilidae. Gene Ontology annotation, biological process: modulation of chemical synaptic transmission; synaptic transmission, glutamatergic; monoatomic ion transport. The transcript has 10 exons. Gene Ontology annotation, molecular function: glutamate receptor activity; transmitter-gated monoatomic ion channel activity involved in regulation of postsynaptic membrane potential. The record is from RefSeq and is a predicted model, not a curated record. Gene Ontology annotation, cellular component: plasma membrane; postsynaptic density membrane.
AAUCCAACAACACGUACGAUGAACUGUCCUGUGUUAAACAAUUGUCCAAAUCCAACUGGAAAUAUUGCACAUUCUGGGCCUGCAAUUAACAACACUAGCAGUACGGUUCUGACAUUGAUAUCAGUUAUAACCUACCUCAAGUGGACAUCUGUUUGUGUUGUCUUUGAUAAUGAUACCGAAUAUGAGGCAAUAGAUUUACAAAAUAGUUUAUCAACUAUUGGAAUAUUCGCUGUGUUGUACAGAAUGGAAGAAGUGACUUCGUUUAACAUAGAUGCACUUUCACAAAAUGAACCUAACAGUGAUCCUGACAGAUUGAAUUUUACUGUAUUAUGCCGUCUUAGUUCUUGUCAGUCAUUUCUAGAAAAGCCUUUUGAUGUUGGACGGAAAAAUAUUUGGAGGAGUUCCUUACUCUAUUUUUCCAGUUGGUUAGUUGGUAUAUUCGACACAGGAAACUUGACGAUCCUCGAAAGUAAUAUUAGUUGUCCAUUUGAUAAUAUAGCUAUAAUAAAAUAUCCAACAGUAAUGUUGAAAAGUGAAAGUGAGCAUCAACGACAAGUGGUUAAAGAUACUGCUGAUGAUUGUGAAUGGUUACCAAUCCAAACGAUAGUAUGGCAUAAACCAGGGCGUGGUUUAGUACAGGUUGGAUUUGUUCAUUUAAAUGGAAGCUUAAUCAAAGUAAAAGAGAUGUUUCCAAAUGUGAGAUACGGUUAUAAUCAAAGAAAACUUCUUGUUAGCACCCUACCAUGGCCACCAUUUGUAAUACUGGAUAAUAAAACAAAACAGUAUAGUGGAAUAACAAUUGAAUUGCUGAAACAACUUUCUUACAAUCUGAAUUUUACAUAUGAAAUUAUCCCACCACCAGACGGGAAAUGGGGUGUAGGAUCUGAUAACAACACGUGGAAUGGAAUGAUUGGACAACUACAGCGCAGAGAAAUAGAUAUGAUAGCAGCACCUUUGGGUGUCCAGUCUCAUAGGGAAACAGUUAUGGAUUUCACCCAUCCAUAUUACUACGAGUUUUCUGCUAUCCUAAUGAAGAAACCUAAUCCAAAUGAUACACGUUGGACAACAUUACUUGAUCCUUUUAGUCCAACUGUAUUAAUGUACAUUGGAAUUUCAUUACCAGUUGUAUCGCUUUUCCUGGUUGUAUUCGAGAAGUAUAAUCCGUUUUACGGCUACGUACAGAACCGAAUGAAGACAAGAGGACUCCACCAUUUCUCAGAUUCAUUUUGGUAUAUGUAUGGUGCAUUGCUGACUCAAGGCGGAGAACAUAUUGCCAGGUCUUCGGCUGGACGAACACUCUUAAGUUUCUGGUGGCUUUUUUGUAUUAUAAUGGUAGCAACGUACAGUGGAAACUUUGUUGCCUUUCUAACAGUCUCCAAAACUAAAUUACCGUUUACGGAUCUUGAAGGACUGGUUGCUCAGAGUUCAUAUAAAUGGGGCACGGCAGGGGCAACGAUAUAUGAAACCAUUUUCAAGAAUUCUGAGUUACCAGAAAGAAAGGAACUUUGGUAUGGAAUUAUAAAAUAUAAUGCGACUGACCCGUCCGUAUUAAGUAGUGAUCCUGGAGUUCAUGUUUCAAAGGUUCUAAAAGGAGAAUACGCUUAUGUUGCUGACAAAACAUUCAUGGAUCUUGCAAUGACGAACAACUGUGAUUUGGCCAUUGCUACAUCCGAUAUUUUACCUGUCCAGUAUGCUAUUGGUCUCCCUAAUAAUUCUCCAUUUGUUCAGAUGUUCUCUGAUGAAAUAAUUGCUAUACUUGAAAGUGGUCUUAUUCAAAUCUGGAUGAUGCAGAUCUGGCCUAGAAAUGGGGUUUGUCAGAAAAUGUCUGUCACAGAAGCGAAGACUAUUGAAUUACUUGACAUACAAAUCGGAUUUUAUUUAAUAGGAUUAGGUGUUGGUCUAGCUUGUUUAUCGCUUCUGUACGAAUUUCUCAGGAACAAAUGUUGUCAAUGGCUACGACGAAGUGGGCGAAUGCAGAGAAGAAGUCCAGUUCAAUAUAUGGGAACAAGGCCAAAUAUAGAAGACUUCUUUUCAGCAAAUUGUAAUGAUUCGCCAAUAAAUCGAGCUAUUUCACAACAAAUUGGCAACAGUUGGUCACAUAACAGACACAAUGAAUCAAAUGUGGUUACUGCUUCACAUGACAGACAAAAUGAAUCAAAUGGUAUUACUGUUUCAUAUCAUAGACAUAAUGAAUCAAACGGGUUUAAUGUUUCCAAUGACAGACACAAUGACUCAGAUCUGUUCACUGUUUCACCAAGUAUAGACGUGUAUGCAUUAGAUGGACUAUUCGAAUAACAAAAAAAAUACUUUUAGCAAACAACCCGUAGCAAUAGUCUUCGC